UAAGGAGGCAGCGGCAAUAGGGAACUGGCUGCUUCUGGUUCCAAGGCACACAUAAAUACAAAGCGCAGCCGGAGACAAGGAAAACACAAAAGGACGAGAGCCACACUCACGUGUAAAGCUGAGGACUAACAGAGUCAGACGCACUAGAAGAGGAGCUUGGACGGCAUGCAAAGUUGUGAAAUAUCUUCAGACAGCACUGAUGAUCCCCUUAGUAGUGGCUUACGACGACAUCGACAACCACGAAUAGUAGUGAUUGGCGCUGGUUUGGCCGGCCUCGCUACUACCAAAACCCUACUGGAGAACGGCUUCACCAAUGUCACGGUCCUAGAGGCGUCUGACCGAAUUGGGGGCAGAGUGCAAAGUAUUCAGCACGGUAACGCAAUUCUAGAACUCGGAGCUACCUGGAUCCAUGGCGCCAAUGGCAACCCAGUGUACCACCUUGCGAAGGACAGUGGUCUCCUGGAGCACACCACGGACGAGGAGAGGAGUGUUGGCCGCAUCAGCCUCUAUGCCAAAAACGGGGUGGCACACUACCAGAUCAACAAUGGCAAGAGGAUCCCCAAGGACCUGGUGGAGGAGUUCAGUGACCUUUACAACGAGGUGUAUGAGCUGACUCAGGAGUUCUUCCAGAAUGGGAAGCCUGUUGGGGCUGAGAGUCAGAACAGUGUGGGGAUCUUCACACGUGAUGUUGUGCGGAGGAAGAUCAUGCUGGACCCUGACGACUCAGAGAGCACCAAGAAGCUCAAGCUCUCCAUGCUACAACAGUACCUCAAGGUGGAAAGCUGUGAAAGCAGUUCCCCCAGUAUGGACGAGGUCUCGCUCAGUGAGUUUGGUGAGUGGACGGAGAUCCCGGGUGCCCACCACGUCAUUCCCGGCGGCUUCAUGCAGGUGGUGGAGCUGUUGGCCCAGGACAUUCCGUCCCGCAUGGUCCGCCGGGGCAAGCCUGUCCGCCGCAUCCACUGGAACUACAGCUUCCAGCAGGCCGAGGAGAUCACCCAGGACGAGCACGAGCAUGACCACAACCGGGACUGCUGGCCCAGCCAGGCGCCCGCACACGUGGAGUGUGAGGACGGCGAACGCCUCCCCGCUGACCACAUCAUCGUCACGGCUUCGCUGGGCGUGCUGAAGAAGAGCCACGAGACGCUCUUCUCGCCCGGCCUGCCCCGCGACAAGGUGCAGGCCAUCGAGAAGCUGGGCAUCAGCACCACCGACAAGAUCUUCCUGGAGUUCGACGAGCCCUUCUGGAGCCCUGAGUGCAACAGCAUCCAGUUUGUGUGGGAGGACGAGGCGCAGCUGGAGCAGCUGUCCUACCCGCAGGAGCUCUGGUACCGCAAGAUCUGCAGCUUCGACGUGCUGUACCCGCCCGAGCGCUACGGCUACAUGCUCAGCGGCUGGAUCUGCGGCGAGGAGGCGCUGCUCAUGGAGCGCUGUGACGACGAGACCGUGGCCGAAACCUGCACCGAGCUGCUGCGCACCUUCACAGGGAACCCCAACAUUCCGAAGCCGCGGCGAAUCCUGCGCUCGUCCUGGGGCAGUAAGCCCUACAUCCGGGGCUCGUACUCCUUCACCCGCGUCGGCUCCAGCGGCGGAGACGUGGAGAGGCUGGCCAUGCCACUGCCUUACGCCAAAAGCACCAAGGCUCCGCCUCUGCAGGUGCUGUUUGCUGGUGAGGCCACGCACAGAAAAUACUAUUCCACUACCCAUGGUGCUUUGCUGUCAGGCCAGAGGGAAGCCUCUCGCCUGAUUGAGAUGUACCAGGACUUAUACAAUGCAGAAACCACAAAGCCUAAUAUGUAAAAUGAACCACUGACUAGUGAACCUACCUUUCUGUUUUUUUUAUGCUUUCUGUACUUAAAAUUACUUAAAUUAUAUAUAUAUAUAUGUGUUAAAAAAAACUUGUAGGGGCAUUAAAAUGACAAUUGUUUUAAAAUCAUGUUUUUAUUGUAUGUAGAUUUUAGGUCUGUAGAUUUCACUUUGAUAUGUACAUUAAGAACCUGCCAAGUUGCUGCCAUUUUGUUCUUAGCGGAUUUUUUAAAUCAAGAAAUUGAUAUGUUUAUAACACAUCUAUAAUUUAACCUUUUGUAAGUGCCUUCUGUAUUAAAUGUCAUGUCAAUGAAGCAACAACAGGACUAAAUUAAACUGUAUAUUAAUGUGAGAGGUUGUGUGCUUUCUCCCUCUUGUACUGGCCCCAACAUUGCUGAUAAAGAGGAUGCCCUGUACCCGUUG
Alosa alosa (allis shad) is the source of this 2226-nucleotide messenger RNA. RefSeq names its product spermine oxidase (gene smox). The coding region runs from base 166 to 1797 and encodes 543 amino acids. The record is from RefSeq and is a predicted model, not a curated record. The transcript has 7 exons. Lineage: Eukaryota; Metazoa; Chordata; Actinopteri; Clupeiformes; Clupeidae. Gene Ontology annotation, molecular function: polyamine oxidase activity.